This is a messenger RNA of Lolium rigidum, 1005 nucleotides long. Its product is annotated as caffeoylshikimate esterase-like. The record is from RefSeq and is a predicted model, not a curated record. Gene Ontology annotation, molecular function: lipase activity. Gene Ontology annotation, cellular component: membrane. The transcript has a single exon. Lineage: Eukaryota; Viridiplantae; Streptophyta; Magnoliopsida; Poales; Poaceae. The coding region runs from base 1 to 1005 and encodes 334 amino acids.
AUGGCGCCACCCGGAGCGCCACCCCCGGCGACAAAGUACUUCUGGGGCGACUCCCCGGAGCCUGACGAGCACUACGCCUCGCUGGGGCUGCGCCACACCGAGUCCUACUACCAGUCCCCCUGCGGCCGCCUCUUCACACACUCCUUCCACCCGCUCUCCGCCGCGCACGACGGCGACGUGAAGGCCGUCGUGUUCAUGACGCACGGAUACGGCUCCGACACCUCCUGGCUCUUCCAGUACAUCGCCAUCAGCUACGCACAGUGGGGGUACGCCGUGUACUGCGCCGACCUUCUCGGCCACGGCCGCUCCGACGGCGUCCACGGCUACCUCGGCGACAUGGAGUCCGUAGCCAGGGCGUCCCUGUCCUUCUUCCUCUCCGUCCGGAAGACCACCGCCUACGCGCCGCUCCCGGCCUUCCUCCUCGGCGAGUCCAUGGGCGGCGCCGCUACCCUGCUCAUGUACCUCCGCUCCCCGCCGGACGCCGGGUGGACGGGGAUCAUCUUCUCCGGGCCGCUGUUCCUCAUUCCGGAGAAGAUGUACCCGUCCCGCCUGCGGCUGUUCCUCUACGGCCUCCUCCUCGGGUUCGCCGACACCUGGGCCGUGCUCCCGGACAAGAGGAUGGUGGUCAAGGCGAUCCGGGACCCGGAGAAGCUCAAGGUCAUCGCGUCCAACCCGAGGCGGUAUUGCGGCGCGCCGCGGGUGGGCACCAUGCGGGAGCUGGCCCGCAUCACGGAACUGCUCCAGGAGAGCUUCGGGGAGGUGACGGUGCCGUUCCUGGCGCUGCACGGCACCGACGACGGGGUCGCCGCGCCGGAGGGGUCCAAGAUGCUGUACGAGCGCGCGUCGAGCGAGGACAAGUCGCUCAUCCUGUACGAAGGGAUGUACCACUCGCUCAUCCAGGGGGAGCCUGACGAGAGCCGGGACCGCGUGCUCGCCGACAUGCGCGCCUGGAUCGACGAGCGCGUCCGCCGCUACGGCAGCGCCGCCGUCCCCGCACCGGCCUAG